Molecule: messenger RNA, 1755 nt
Organism: Chiloscyllium plagiosum (whitespotted bambooshark)
Lineage: Eukaryota; Metazoa; Chordata; Chondrichthyes; Orectolobiformes; Hemiscylliidae
Cellular component (GO): plasma membrane
Molecular function (GO): protein binding
Source: RefSeq, a predicted model, not a curated record
UUAAUAGAUGUAUCUCCUAUUAAAAUAAACAUGACAAUGUGGCUAUAAAACUUGGAGAGUACCAAAAAAAUUUCACAUAGAGAGGUUUGGAGAUCAUUUGUUAUCAAAUGGAUUUUCCAUGGAAUAAAAAGGGAGGUUAAAUUGCAGUUAAAUUUUUAUGUUGCACAUCAGAACUGGCAAACUUAAAAUUAGUAAGUAAACACUUAAGUGAGUGUUAUUAACGUAUCAAAAUUUCCAAGCCUAACAAUGCAAGUCAACGUGAAUUACAAGAUUUGGUAAUCACUGUGAUAUGCGGGUUUCUGUGCCAAGAGCAUUUAACAGAAAUUCUGGGGCAGAGGGCUAUUCGUAAUAAAGAAAUAAACUUUUGUACUAUCACAGUCAUCAGGUAACACCAGCUUCCUCUAGAAUAUUCAGUGUUUAUCCGACAUGAAUAGGAAUGCUGAUAAAUGACUGCAACAAUGUUGCAUUAUAUAAUCCUCAUAGCAAAAUCAUAAAUAACCCAUACCAUGAUUUGGAAGGUUAUCAACAGUUCUCCUGAGAAACAAAAACUUGAUGCUGAGUUUGAAACAUUGAUCAAACUUGUACUUAACGUCAAAUAACUUUGUUUAAUGUUUGGUUCCAGGUGCUACUUCUGAAUAGUACUAACUUAGAAACUGUAGACAACAUAGCAUUUUCAAAUAUUUCCAGUCUUCAACAGCUAUAUCUUCAUGACAACAGAUUAGUGGAGUUUCCUUCCAAACCAAUGGCUCCACUCACUUCACUCCAAAUCCUAGUUAUCAGCAACAAUUUCAUCAAGGAAAUUAAAUCAGGUGCAUUUGAGCAUUUGCAGGAGCUCAGGGAGCUGCACUUGGGGCCCCAAGCACAGUUUCAGGAUUUUCAAUAUCAAGCAUUAAUGCCUCUGAGAAAAAUUAAGGUGCUGAUUCUAAGAGACCUCAACCUCACAUUUGUACCAGUCAUUAAUCAAAUGCAAUUGCUUCAGGAGCUGGACUUAUCCAAUAAUAAGAUUGCUCGAGUGUUAUCACAGUACUUUUAUAAACUGACCAAACUACGGACAUUGCGAUUGUCAGGGUCGGGCAUUACAUUUAUAAGCAAAUCGGCCUUCAAUUCUCAAAAUAAUCUGAGAUUAUUGGAUUUGUCCAGGAAUAAACUUGUUGCCUUUUCUAGAGAGAUACUAAAUCCCAUCAUUCGAUCAGUAGAUGGUGCUGUAGACAUCAAACUGACCCAAAACCCAUUUCACUGUGAUGCCAGGAUGUGCUCUGUGAAGAAGUGGUUGGAUACUGUGAAGGUCCAGCUCGAUAUGUUGUGUAACAGUCCUGACAGCUUCAAAGGGCUCUGGAUGAGCCAGUUGCCACUUUCUCUUUUUAACUGCUCGAAUGAGUCUAAUUUUGUAUUUUUACCAAAAGCAUCUCAAGCAAACAAAACUAGUAUUGUUCAUUCAUUUCUUGGCAAAGGGAUCACUGCUAUUGUAAUUGUUGCUGCAGCUGUACUCUUCACUCUCCUCCUCAGCCUAAUAUACUUAUCACCAGUGAAGUCAGUUGGAUCACUGAGACAAUGUGGCUGCAACAGAGUGGAAUCUACUCCACAGGAGAAUGAAGAGCAAGACACAUGCAGUUCUUUUAUUUAAAUAAGAUGGAUAUCAUAUUUUCAAAAUUUGCAUCAACACUGUACAAUGGAAGAAACUCUGAUCUACUACUGUAAAAUAAGAUAAAUGAUCCUACAUACCCAAUAAAGUUUUUGUUUCUUCGUUUAUAUUAA